Messenger RNA from Symbiodinium sp. CCMP2592, 1884 nucleotides. The record is from the annotation of a GenBank genome assembly. Lineage: Eukaryota; Dinophyceae; Suessiales; Symbiodiniaceae.
AUGGGGCUGACAAGCACACGAAGUGUUGCAAAGGGGAGAAGAAUUGACCUCGGCACCACGUACUCUUGCGCAGCGGUUUUCAAGAGUGGUGCAGUCGAGAUAAUACCAAGCAGUGAAGGCAGCAGGAUUAUGCCCUCUUCAGUGGCUUUCACACCAGGAGAAGAGGUGCCUCUGAUUGGCGAGUCUGCAAAGGAUCUUACACUUUCAUCCCCUGCCCAGACACUGUCCAAUGUCAAGCGAUUGAUUGGCCGUGACUACAAGGACGCAGGCGUGCAGCGGGACAGUAAGAUGAUGCCAUUCAAGGUUGUUGCCGACUCCGAUGGCAGCGCUGCCAUCAGCGUGGCUGUCCACGGCCAGGCUAAAGUUCUGAGACCCGAACAGAUCUCGGCCCUUCUGCUCAAAGAACUGAAGGAUCGUGCCCAGAAGUACUUGGGAAGAGACGUCAAACAUGCUGUCGUGAGCGUCCCGGCCUUCUUCAACGACAGACAGCGCGCAGCUGUGAAGACUGCUGCGGCUCAUGCGGGGCUUGAGAUUCUCCGAAUCAUCAACGAGCCGACCGCGGCAGCCGUAGCCUAUGGCUAUGAAAGCAAAGUCGAGGAGGUCAUCUUGGUUUACGACCUGGGUGGCGGCACGUGUGAUGUGUCGGUGUUAAAGACUGGCUCCAGCGGCGUGCUUCAGGUGUUGGCAACCAGUGGAGAGCCUCGCCUGGGAGGGGAGGACUUCGACCGACGGUUGGUGACACACCUGAUAGAUAUCUUCAAGAAGAAGUUCAGCAAGGACGUUUCUGUCGAGCCACAGUUGCUUGAAAUGCUUCGGGUGGAAGCGGAGAAGGCCAAGCGAAAGCUCAGCACCGUGCCGCAGGCGACCGUCAAGGUUGACUUCGGCGACACGACCCUGGCGGAAACUCUGACGCGAGGACAGUUCGAGAAGCUCAACGACGAGCUCUUUAGAAGGACCCUGGAACCUGUGCAGUCGGUUCUGAAAGACGCGGGACUGCACAAGUCCGAGGUGACCACCGUCAUCCUCGCGGGCGGCUCCUCGCGCAUCCCGAAGGUGCAGCAGAUGCUGAGCCAGUUCUUCGAUGGCAAAGAGCUCAUGAGAAGGAUAAACCCGGAUGAAGUCGUUGCUUACGGCGCCGCAGUGAUGGCCGCUGGCCUGAGUUCCGAACAGAGUGUAGAGUACGGUGGCCUCAUCGAUGUCAUCCCACUCUCGCUUGGCAUUCAGACAGCUGGAGGCUUCAUGACUACCGUGCUAAAUCGCAACGCGCAGUUGCCGGCCGAGAACUCGAUGCUCUUCUCGACCAACAAGGAUGGUCAGGAAGUGGCCAGCAUCAAAGUCUUCCAGGGCGAGCGACGGAUGGCUCGCAAUAACCACUUCCUGGGAAGCUUCCAAAUCAAAGGCAUCCCUGCAGCCCCAAGAGGAGUGCCGCAGAUUCAGGUCCUUUUCAAGGUGGACGAAAAUGGCUUGCUUACUGUGGAAGCGAACAGCAAAGAUUCGGGUAAACGCAGCGAGCUCGUCAUCAAGCAAGAGCGCUUCCUUAGCGGAGAGCAAAUUCAGGAGUCGCUCUCCGAGGCGGAAUCCUUCGCCAAGGAUGAUCAGAGAGAGUUUGAUCGCGCAGAGGCACGCAUGGCGUUGAAAGCCUUGGUUCGAUCUCUGCAUUCAGCUGCAGAGUCCGCAUCGGAAGAGGAUGCAGGCAUUCUCCUGGAAGCAGCUUCCGAGGGUCAGGAUUGGCUGGCUGCAAACCCCGAUGCUGAAGCUGAGGAAAUACAUGAGAAGCGGGAGGAACUGGAAGCCAAUGCGCCGGAGCUGCCUACUAAGCCGACUUCAGCUAGCAGUGGUGAGGGCGGUGGUGAGCUCGACAUGGAGGGUCACGACGAGCUCUGA